Messenger RNA from Hydatigera taeniaeformis, 252 nucleotides. NCBI's taxonomy places the organism in Eukaryota, Metazoa, Platyhelminthes, Cestoda, Cyclophyllidea, Taeniidae. The record is from the annotation of a GenBank genome assembly.
AUGACCUUAAAAACUCUCAUUCACGGAUCCCGUCUGCAAUCCGCCAUCAAAGCGGUUAACUAUGUCAACUUGAUUACCACCGUUUCAAAACCCUCGACCUACUUCGAGAGUCUGCUGUCAUUCGACAGUCUUCCUAGUCAGGAUCGAUGCAGCGGGUGGAGCUUCUUUGCGUGGACUCUCCAUGGGAUGGUGUGUGGUCCUCCAGUCGCCCAUGCUGCUGCGGCGGCCGCUGCCAAUGCCGUAUUUGCAUAG